AUGCGGUCCUCCCCAUUCGUCGCUGCGCUGGCGACCUUUGGCUGUGUCAGUCUCUCCCUUGCAGCCCAGACGGAAGUCCAUGAGGCCGGCCGGUGUGCUAUCAGAGGCAACUGUGGGAAGCAGUCCUUCUUUGGCGGUGAGUUGCCUUGUCCUGAUAACGGACUGGCCCAUGAGCCAGACCAGAGGGUUCGACAAAAGCUGGUGGACCUCUGCGGGAAGAAGUGGGAAGAUGGACCGGUUUGCUGCAAGGAGGAGCAGAUAAAUGCGCUGUCGUCGAAUUUGAAGCUGGCGUCGGGAGUCAUAUCGUCCUGUCCUGCCUGCAAGGAGAACUUCUUCAACCUGUUCUGUACCUUCACUUGCUCGCCCAACCAGUCCCUCUUCAUCAACGUUACCAAUGUGGCCGAGGUGAACGGCAAGCUGUUGGUCACGGAGCUGGACAACCUGUGGUCAGAGGAGUACCAGAGCAACUUUUACGACAGCUGCAAGAAUGUCAAGAACGGAGCUUCGGGUGGGAAGGCCAUGGACUUCAUCGGCGGGGGAGCAAAGAACUACACCCAGUUCCUCAAGUUUUUGGGCGACAAGAAGCUUCUCGGCAGCCCGUUCCAGAUAAACUUCCGUACCGAGCCCCGGCUGCCAGACGACCAGAGCAUGAAGCCGGUGCCGGACGAAACGAGGUCGUGUGCUGACAAGGAUGAGGUUUACCGUUGCUCCUGUAUCGACUGCCCCGAUGUCUGUGCAGAGCUGCCGGCAAUCAAGGGAGAACAUCACUGCCGCGUAGGCAACCUGCCAUGCCUCACUUUUGCCGCAGUGCUGGUGUACUCCAUCUCCCUGAUGCUCAUCGUUGUGCUGGCGAUUGCGCGAUCAGCCUUCAAGCGGCACCGAGCGCGCAAUAUCGAACGUGUUCGUCUUCUCCAGGAUGAUGCUCCCAGUGACGAGGACGACGAGGGCGAGGUCAUCGAGGAGACUCGAAUCCCCCAACCGUACCGUCUCAACCAUGUGCUGGGCAACAUCUUUAACCGGUUAGGUGGCAUAUGUGCAAGAUUCCCAGGCUUAACAAUCACCUCGACCAUUGUGAUCUCACUGUUGCUCAGUCUCGGCUGGCUUCGUUUUGCGGUAGAGACAGACCCCGUCAGACUAUGGGUAAGCCCGACUUCGGCGGCUGCACAGGAAAAGGAGUAUUACGAUUCCAACUUUGAACCCUUCUACCGCAUCGAGCAAGUCUUUGUCGUCAAGGAUGUGGACACUGGGGAGCCAGAGCCUGUCUUGAAUUAUGAAACGCUGGGAUGGUGGUUUGAUGUAGAGAACCGCGUGCGCCGGAUGAUCUCGUUGAAAAAACGGUUAACACUAGAUGAUGUGUGUUUCAAUCCAACCGGACAUGCCUGUGUUGUCCAGUCGCUUUCUGGAUAUUUCGGAGGAUCGUUCGCCAACGUUAACCCGGACACAUGGCAGUCCCAUCUACAGCAUUGCGCUCAGUCUCCUGGCUCCCGGGAUUGUCUUCCCGACUUCCAACAGCCUCUAGCACCGGAGAUGGUCCUGGGGGGGUUCAAUGACACCACAAACAUCUUGGACGCUCGCUCUCUCAUCAUCACCUGGGUGGUCAACAAUUUCGAACAAGGAUCAGACAAGGAAGCCCGAGCAAUGGAUUGGGAGGAGACCCUGAAGCAGGUCCUUCAGGUUGUGCAGGAAGAGGCUUUCGAGCGUGGCCUCCGUGUCUCAUUCAGUACCGAGAUAUCGUUAGAGCAGGAAUUGAACAAGUCCACCAACACUGAUGCCAGGAUCGUCGUCAUCAGCUAUGUCAUCAUGUUUGUUUAUGCAUCUCUUGCCCUAGGUUCUACAGCUAUCAGCUGGCAGUCACUUGUUCACAAUCCUAGCCACGUCCUCGUACAGUCCAAAUUCUCACUGGGGAUCGUUGGUAUUAUCAUUGUGUUGAUGUCGGUGUCAGCGUCCGUCGGCCUCUUCUCCGCCUUUGGCGUCAAGGUCACCCUUAUAAUCGCCGAAGUGAUACCAUUCUUGGUCCUUGCUGUGGGAGUUGACAACAUUUUCCUCAUUGUCCACGAAUUCGAGCGCGUUAAUCUAAGCCACCCAGACGAUGAGAUUGACGAGCGCAUUGCCAGAGCUCUCGGAAGGAUAGGCCCAAGUAUACUGCUUUCGGCCACAACCGAGACCAUUGCCUUUGCGUUGGGUGUCUUUGUUGGAAUGCCUGCCGUGAAGAAUUUUGCAGCCUAUGCUGCUGGCGCCGUGCUCAUCAACGCCUUGCUCCAAGUGACAAUGUUCGUCUCUAUCCUAGCCUUGAACCAGAAACGUGUGGAAAGCCUCCGGGUGGAUUGUGUGCCAUGCAUUGCUGUCCGAAAGGCAGCCAGUACCGGGAUUGCUGGCGAGGAUAGGCCUGAUAUUAGUGAGAGCCUGCUGCAGCGGUUCAUCCGUACGGUAUAUGCCACCAGACUACUUGGAAAAAAUGUUAAGAUUGGCGUGGUAGUAGUCUUUCUGGGGCUUUUCACAGCCGGACUGGGCCUGAUUCCCAUGGUGAAAUUAGGACUGGACCAGCGGAUUGCCAUUCCAAACGGCUCAUACUUGAUACCAUACUUUAAUGACCUAUCUGAAUACCUCAGUGUUGGUCCUCCGGUCUACUUUGUGACGAGAGACGUCAACAUCACCACCAGGGAGCAUCAACAGCAAAUUUGUGGCCGAAUUACCACUUGCGACGAAUUCUCCCUCGGCUUCGUCUUGGAGCAAGAGUCUAAACGGCCAAAUGUCUCCUACAUCUCAGGCUCCACGGCAAACUGGAUGGAUGACUUCUUCUACUGGCUUAACCCGCAGCAGGACUGCUGCAAGGAGGGCGGCAAGACGUGCUUUGAAAACCGCCAACCCAGCUGGAAUAUCUCUCUCUAUGGCAUGCCAGAGGGGGCCGAGUUCAUCCACUAUGCAGAGAAAUGGAUCAACUCUCCAACGACGGAGGACUGCCCGCUUGGCGGCAAGGCGCCGUACAGCAACGCGCUCGUCCUCGACCAAAACCGCAUCAUGACCAACGCGAGCAGCUUCCGGACGGCACAUACUCCCUUACGCACCCAGGCUGACUUUAUCAACGCGUAUGCUUCUGCCCGCCGCAUCGCCAACGAUAUCUCGACCAACCACGGCAUUGACGUGUUCCCUUACUCCAAAUUCUACAUCUUCUUCGACCAGUAUGCAUCCAUCGUCCAGCUUACUGGCACCCUGCUAGGAUCUGCGGUUGCCGUCAUCUUUGUCAUCACAUCCGCUCUCCUUGGAUCCCUCCUCACUGGUGGAGUGGUGACCCUAACGGUCGUGAUGAUCGUGGUAGAUAUCAUCGGCGCCAUGGCCGUGGUGGGGGUCUCCCUAAAUGCCAUCUCACUUGUAAACCUGGUCAUCUGCGUUGGAAUCAGCGUCGAAUUCUGCGCACACAUUGCUCGCGCAUUCAUGUUCCCUUCCGCCUCGUUACUGGAGAAGGCACCACUGAAGUUCCGCCAUCGCUCGGCCAGGUCAUGGGCAGCGCUGGUCAACGUUGGCGGCAGCGUCCUCAGCGGCAUCACCAUCACCAAGCUGGUGGGAAUAUGUGUCCUCGCCUUCACCCGGAGUAAGAUCUUUGAGAUAUAUUAUUUCCGCGUCUGGCUUGCCCUCGUCAUCUUUGCAGCUGCCCACGCUCUCAUCUUCUUGCCCGUUGCCCUGAGCUUCGUUGGAGGAGACGGCUAUGCUGAUUCUCACGCCGUCGGUGGGCUGGAGGAAGACCUGGCAGCCCGCGGAUACAGGUCGUUGCUACUGGACGACGACUACUACGACUCAGACGACGAGGAACUCUAG
This is a messenger RNA of Microsporum canis CBS 113480, 3813 nucleotides long. Its product is annotated as niemann-Pick C1 protein. NCBI's taxonomy places the organism in Eukaryota, Fungi, Ascomycota, Eurotiomycetes, Onygenales, Arthrodermataceae. Gene Ontology annotation, cellular component: membrane. The transcript is spliced from 3 exons. The coding region runs from base 1 to 3813 and encodes 1270 amino acids. Gene Ontology annotation, molecular function: lipid carrier activity. The record is from RefSeq and is a predicted model, not a curated record.